CCCACUCUCGCCCCAUCCAGGAAAGAGACAAGGCUUCACAAGAAACAACACAUACUUUCCUUUCAUUUCCGAGAGUCCCAGGGUCGACCUACAGAUGUUGCUCCUUCCAUGGCCAAUGGCAUUUGGACUCCAAGCUGCCAAUGGUGCCAGGCAAACAACUGGACAGGACAGCUCAGCUACAGGAAGGUGGCCACAGUCUCGGCCAGAGCAGCAGCCCCCAACCCACAGACCACCUCUGCCACCCCAUCCAGGAGCCUUCCCACUUCCCUCAGGCUUGCCCAGGCCCCGCCACAGGGGCUGAAGAACUGGGAGGUGGUGAUAGCACAGAAAGUGGUGUCUACAGCCUUGGGGACAGUCCAGGCACAUAGGACCCUGCUUCGGGCAACUCUGCAGCCCCUUCAGCACAAGGGAGGGACCCACGACAGCCCCAGCACUCACCACUGUCUCUUCCUGUCACUGAUACCUAGGCAAGGGCUCAGAAUGGAAGCCACCACUCCUGAGCUGAAUCUACAGGCAAGACUGAAGGAGGUGGGGGACGGGUUGAGUACAGCUCAAGAUAGCCAGGAGCUAAAGCAGCAGCUGCAGCCACUGCCCAAGUCACCAGCCUCCUCCCAGCAAGAAGCAAAAUAUGUGGAGAUGUGCACUUCAGCUGGAGUCCAGAGGGAGAGUCCGCAGACCAUGAAACGGACUUUGGAGUGCUCACCUGGGGAUCAAAGGGCCUCUAGGAAUCCUAAGGAGGAAGCCCAAGAUGAACCCAGAAGUCAAGAGAGCAAGGCUCCAACCCCCCAGAAGAAUCCUGCCUCCUCGGAACUCACCGGAUCCCAGAUCUGCAGCACUGAAGAGGGCAGCACCGUCUCCUCCUCUUCUUCCUCCUCCUCCUCCCCGGUGGGCAAAGCAGAAGGUGGCCUUUCCAAGCUGGAUGGACCCACCAUAUCAACAGGGGCUCUGACCACCUCGUCUUCAUCUCUAGGCUUUGAGAGUGACAGUGGUGAGAGUGCAGUGACCUGCCAGCCCCGGGGAGGAGAGGGAGGGAAAGCGACAGGAGGAGGAGGGGGAGAAGAUGGAACAGAGUGCAGGGACAUUAUUGCCAAGUCUCAGGGAAGUAGGGGCCCCCCCAAAACCGAGCAGGCUCACUACAUCACCACUCACGAGAUCCAGCUGAGUGAGGUGGAGCAGGACAUGGAUUUCGACGUGGGGCUGGCCUCCCGCUGGGAUUUCGAGGACAACAACGUGAUCUACUCAUUCGUGGACUAUGCCUCCUUUGGUGGCAGUGAUGAGACCCCGGGGGAUAUCACCACCCCAACCGAAGAGGAGGACAACAGCUGCUACCUCAGCACUACUCCCAGCACCAAUGCCACCCGGACGCCGAGCCCCUCCAGCAGUGACCCUCCCCGCCCCAGCGCAGGCAGUAGUGGUCGUGACACCAGCAGCACGGAAGUGGGCAGUGACCCUACUGACAGUGGCCCCACUCCCCCACCCACUGGGCCUGGCACUGCCACUCGGCCUGAGCCCUUGCCGGAGCCCCCGGAGGCAGCUUCAGGGGCAGCAGCCGCAGCAAGCAGCUGUGGGAGUGCAGCAAGCCAGAUCCUCCUAUCAAUCAAACCGACUUCCCGGGCUAUAAAUGAGCCUAGCAACGUGCGUGCAAAGCAAAACAUUAUUUAUGCUGCCAAGCAUGAAAGCGACAUGAGCCUCCGAGUCUCUACGGCUGCUGAACACAAUUCAAGUUCACUGAAGCAAGACCCGGCUGCAGCCGUGGCUCAGGACCAUGCAAAGAAAUUCAUUGCUGUCCCUGCUCGCCUGCAAACACGGUGUGGGGCCAUCCGGGCUAAAGAGCUGGUGGACUAUUCCAGCGGGGCCUCCAGCGCCGUGAGUGAACUGGACGAUGCGGACAAAGAGGUUCGUAAUCUGACCUCCCGCGCUUUCCGGAGCCUCGCUUACCCCUACUUUGAGGCUCUGAACAUCAGCUCCCGGGAGUCCUCCACACUUUCCGAAGUUGGCUUUGGGCGUUGGUCGACCUUCCUAGACCUAAAAUGUGGGGGUGUUGGAGCCAGAGUGGAACAGAGCCUGCUCCGGAGCAGUGCAGCCGCGGUGGCUGCAAGUCUUAGGAAGGAUGGUGGUGCCAGGACAGCCGCAGACCAGCUCUACAUCCACUCCAGGAAGUCCCAGACCAAGGCCUUGGAGUUUGUCGUCAGCAAGGUCGAAGGGGAAAUCAAGCAUGUGGAGACACCUCUGUGUUUCCAGAAGCAGGUCCAGACAGGCUCACGCGUGGUCACCCUUCUGGAGCCUCUGAAUUUACGCAGUGAAAGCAAAGCCAGCUCAACCACUGGGCCCUGCAGGGCCACCAGAGGCUCCAGCAAGGGCCCCGGGUCUGUGUGCACAGAUGACGGCUCAGAGACCUCUGAGAGCAGCAAGCCUGCCACCCGUGCGGAGGGCUCCCAGAAGAAGUCCAAGUUUGCUUCCAGUCUGCUCAAAAAUGUCAUCUCCAAGAAGAUGCAGCGUGAACAGGAGUUCAAAAUGGAGAGGGGAGAAGUCACUGACACAUCCCAUAACCUCUCCAGCACCUCCAAGGAGCCAGAGGGCGCCCCUGCCUCCGCGGGUGAGAAGCAGAGGGAGAGGGGCCUGCAGAGGCAGGGCUCUCGCCACUCAGAGGCUGGCUCGGAAUACACUGUGCUCAGUGUGUCUGAUGCAGGUGCCGAGGGGUCCGUGGUGGGGUCCAAGUCUCCAGUUUUCAAAGCCAGUGCUCCUCGGGAGAGCAACGCUGGCUCCGGCCGAACUUUUCCUGAUGGCCACACAGAGGAAGUAUGUGAGAUUAAAAAGAGUGCAUCAGAGACUGUCAAGGGCAUCUUCCUCCGUAGUCAGAACAGUGCAUUCCGGUCCUGGAAGGAGAAAGAAGCCGAGAAGCGGGAAGAAAAAGCCCCCAUUGGGAAGCUUCAGCUCCCCAAGGAGAGUGACUGGAGGGCUGAUCUUGGGGAGAUCUCUGCCAGCAAGUCCACCAUCAUGUCACGUCUAUUUGUCCCCAACAUCCAGCAGACACCCAAGGACAAGCAGCCAGAGAAACAGGCCACCAAGUACCCUGCUGCUCAGGCCACCUCCACCGCAGUGAUUAAGGCCAAGGCUCCGGAAAUCAAGAUCCGGCUGGGGAGUGUGCAGCAGCCAAGCUCAGACUUCAACAUUGCCAAGCUGCUCACGCCCAAGCUGACCAGUGGCAGCUCCUCUAACCUUCUCAAGACCAUUGAGGACAACACCAGGGUGCAACAGAAACUCUUCCGGGGGGACAACAUGGAAAAAGCGCCCCAAUUCCAGGUGAGAGACGUCAGAGACAAGUCUAAGGCUCAGGCCCCUCUCCACCAGGUGAGAGAUGUCAGGAAACUAAUCAAAGGGUCAGGCGAUAGCAGCGACAAGGGCAGUGUUACCCCGGAGCAGGGGCUGACCGGGCCCAAACCCAGGCAGCUGGCUGCUGCAGCUGGCGGAUCCAGAUCCCUGUCCCCCAUGGUGAUUACAUGCCAGGCAGUGCUGAACCAGAGGGAAGACAGCAUGGACCGAGAUCUGAGGGAGAGCAUGGGCAAAGGUGGCAGCAGCAACAGCUUGAAUGCCUCCUCGCCAGAAGGGACGGUCUUGGUUCACAGGGCAUCUGGCAGGCUGCCGGUGGCCACCAUUGCCCCCAAUAAGCCUGAGCAGGGCUCAUACCUGCCCGUGCUCAAGAUUGUCUCCAAGGCUUCUGCUCAGAAGACCCCAGAGAAGGCCAAAGACGAGGAGGAAGGGCCAGACCCGAAGCCAUCUCGGAAUGCCCUGGAGAAGCUGACUGCUGCAGUGAGGUCCAUGGAAGAACUGUACAGCUUCAACAGGAAUGAGUGGAAGCGCAAAAGCGACCCCUUGCCAGUGAUGACGGACAGCCAUGUCCUGUCCCUCAUUGCUAGUGAAGAGAGAGAAGGGGGCGGGGGUGCUGAGGGGGAUCCGGACAAGCUGGCCAAACGGCCUGGUGAGGUAGGAGAGCGGGGCACAGGAAGCAAAGGUGGAGUGGUCCUGCGAGGAGGCCCCAUGGAGCGUCUGCAGCGCAGAAACUCCAACCCGAACACGGAGAGUGUGUCUGCUCGCGCCGCUGCCUUCGAAAACCUGGCCCUGUCCAAGGAAAGGCCCCGAUCCCUCUAUAUUCCCCCAGUCCACAAAGAGGUGGAGAGAACCCAGCCCCUGCAGCCCCUCCCACCACUCCCCAGCAACCGCCAAGUGUUCACAGUGAGUGCCAGCAGCGCCCAGAAAACCGGGGGUGUUGCUGGCAAGUUCCCACAAGGGCUUUCUCCAGAUAGCCCUUCAGCAGCAAAAAGCAUCAAGUCUCAGGGACUUCGGUCCCUCAAGAUCUCUCCGGCCACCCGGGCACCUCUUGAUGAGGUGACCAACAGGAAAAAUGGCAGCACUUUGGAAAAGAGCAAUAGUGACUGUGAGAAUUAUUUGACCAUCCCAAUUAAAGGAAGCUCUGCAGCUGGGGAACUUCCAGGCAGGCCUAGGGCUGGGAGGGAGGGGCCCCCAGCCUCCUCAGCGGCCACUCUCUGCAGCUUGCCCCCACUGAGUGCCCGCAGUCAGGUCCCUAGUUGCCCCAAAGGCUCUCAGAUCAGUGGAACCAGGCGGCCAGCUUGGCCUACCAAACCUGAAAACCCACGGGAGUCAGUAGCUGCCCCCACAGGGCCCCAGAGCCCCCAGCAUCCCUCCACUGCCAUUUACCACCAGCAGCCACUACCCUUCACCUUGCAGGGGUCACAGCCCCAGGUCCUUUGCUUCUCCCCACCUGGCAUGCCUGCCCCAGCACCUGCAGGCCCAGCUCCUGUCCCCUCAGACCCCUUCCAGCAGCCACAGCCUCAGCAGACCCAGCGCAAGAUGCUCCUGGAUGUGACAACUGGCCAGUACUACCUGGUGGAUACACCAGUGCAGCCUAUGACCCGGAGACUGUUUGACCCUGAGACAGGGCAGUAUGUGGAUGUGCCCGUGACUGCCCAGCAGCAAGCUGUGGCUCCCAUGUCCCUCCCUGUGCCUCCCUUGGCCCUGAGUCCUGGGGCCUAUGGACCCACCUACAUGAUCUACCCUGGGUUUCUGCCCACAGUGCUGCCUACCAGUGCCUUGCAGCCCACGCCAGUUGCUCACACCCCAGGGAGCAGCGAGGUCUCCCAGAUGGCUGCAGAAUCCCCCAGCAAAGAGGCAGCAGCUAAGUUAACUGAGGCCCCAUACUUCAUGGCCUCUGGUCAGUCUCCUGCUUCCUCUUCAGCCCCGGCAGCCACAUCCCAGCUGGUGGGGGCAAAGGGCUUUGCCCAGCUGCACGGCAAACCUGUCAUCAGCAUCACUUCUCAGCCUCUGGGGCCGAGGAUCGUUGCUCCCCCCUCCUUUGACGGCACGACCAUGAGCUUUGUGGUGGAGCACAGAUGAUGAGCAAUUACCAGGAAGCAGGACAGAGCUGGGAGCAAGACAGAAAGGUGGACUAUUCUUCUUUAAUCUGAAGGUUGCAUUGUAACAGCGCUAAGAAUUCAUCUUAAAAAUUUCCUCUACAUGUGUUAUUCUUAGUUUUUGCUUCUUAUAAACCAAGUGUAUAAGUUUCUAUGUUUUCCUGAACAACUCUGUUAAGACAGAUUAUGUUAUUUUAGUUUUAUUGGGCUGGUUGAAUGGUUCCAUUUUUUCCCCUGUAAAAUUAUUUCUUUUUAUACUUUACUAUAGGAUAUAAGCUUCCUAUUUAUCUUUCCCUCCAUUUGGCCAAACAACAAAAAAUCUCUUAAGUAUUUUCAGAGCUUAAUCAAACCACACAACAGAAUGAGAUUGGUUUUGUUGUAAACAAAGCCAGCAAAUCAAUAACUUGGAUCCUAGAUCUCCUCAUAGGUUCUUGGAAUAUGUGAGGACAAGCUGACAGGAUUGUAGCACAUGCUUCGAUUUUAAACACAAUGUGUCCCCACUUUGAAUCAUAUACCAGCCAAGCCUAUCAUUCUCUUUGUUAUAUUCUACAUGUUAUUUUAUUGGGUUUGGCAUGAAUUCAGAUGUGAUUGUGAAAAGUAGUGGUUUUAACUUUUAUGCUUUGUUUUAAUUUUUCCAAUGCUACAAUGUCACGAUGCUAUUUGUUGCUUUAAAACAGAGUGGCUUAAAAUAUGGAAGAGCAAGUGAUUAUAUUUAAAAUUAAAUUUUUAGUCUCAGAAAGGUAUAAAAGAUCUAUUUCCCUCUAGUAACCCAAACUUGUUACAAGUGUAUAGCAGCUUUUGGUCUUCUUCAGUGAUUCCCUCCAUAGUUGCAUAGUCCUGGCUCUCAUGGAUUGUUUGGAGUCCAAAGAGUGACCAGUUUGGGGUGAUAGAGCAGAGUGUAAGCUCCUAUUCAGUGGCUCUGAUUUGCUCCAGCCCUAGUCAUACCAAUAGCAAUGACCUAGGAUUACAUCAUUUGCUCCUUGUGGUUGUAAGAGAUGUUGAGAAUCCAAAUCACAGAAUCUUUCACUGACAUUCAAUAAUGCCUCCAAUGUAACCCAGUUCUGAAGGUUAUUUUAGUGAGUGUUCACAGUGAAUCUUGAAGAGGAGAUUGAUCAGAUAAAUAUUUAGCUUGUCAGAAUUAAUAAGUGUGCCAAUAUCUAUUUGACAAAUGUUAUAUUGGAAUAUUUCUUACUUCAAGGUAUAAAAGAAUACCUUGAAGGCUUCCCCAGGCUUUUUAUUUAGGCAAUCUCCUUCUUCACUUAUUUUUUCAAAGAUAAAGCAUUCUGGUAAUUUUUUGAAGCCUUUUUUAAAUUUUAAUAGUCAAGUUUUGGUUUCUGUUUAUAAAUGCUUCUUGAAGCCACAGAAUUUAAUGCUGUUCAUGAUUGAAGGUGUGGGUAAAAAACUAUGAGACUGUUUUUUAUAUGAUUUAUAUAAGCUCAUUAUUUUGUAGCUAUGCUUCCUUUCUCAGACUCUUUUAAAAAAUUCAAUUUCAUUUUCAGGGCCUUCCUUAAAGGAAUAGCUUUUCCUAAAAAUAUGUUGGAUAAAAAGAAAGGUUUGAAGGAGGAAUAAUCAAUCAGCUUUGCUCUCAAUUCAAUCAAUCAUUGGGCCAAUGAACUGCAGUGAUCGCCUGUAUGAGACAUGAAACCCAAAAUAAGAAGCAGCCUCUGAGUAUGGAAAAGAUGCCCCUGUACCAUAUUAGGGAAAGUGUUAUGCCCUUGUCAUAGAGGUUUGCUGACCCCAGGUGCAUCAACAGAUUCACCCCAGAACUUACUGAAUUUUUCACCACUGGGGAACUAGUUACAAUAUCAGUCCUUCCUCAUUUUCAGUAGAGAUUGGAUAGAUGUGAGGUCACUUAAUAUUGAAACAAGAAAGCAGACUCAUUUUCAAAGAUCUGAAACCUAUAAUACUUAAAACAGUACCAUGAAUCCUUAAGUAUUUGAGCGCCUCUGGUGCAACUUAUAUAGGAUUUUGUUGGGUAGUACCAGACUUGGUAAGACUGCUUUAAAACUAUGUGUGACUUCUAGGAAAUCCCAGUGGUCAUACUGAGUAGUUAACUAUUUGCCAGCUCUACAAAAAGAGAGACUCUCUUAGAAUAUGUGGUGAAGGUCUUAGCUACCAACAUUCUGGGGCCCCAUAAGUUAUUUAUCAUUAUUUGUCACCAGCAGAUAUGAGCCUUAAAUUCUUACAUUGAGGUAAACAGACAUUGGGAAAGAAAGGAGAACUUUCUAUUUGUUGGAUCUAUCAGAGAGGCUACGUCCUGUGAGGAGCUGUCAAGGAUGCAGUAAAUGUCUAAGUGGUUAAGAAUGUACUUUACAAUAAUAUUCUAUGAAUAUGAUAUUGUCUAUUGAUAAGCUUGUGGUAUGCUGUUUCCUCAAACCAUACAAAGCUGCUAGACCAUUCACUACCUCAAAUGAUAGGGAGAAACAUUUUUAAAGACUUGAGAUAAAUCUAAAUCCUGAUGUCAUUGUUUUCUUAUUUCUUGAGGUCACAUUGGUGUUUGAAAGAAGUGGUGGUGCCCUUCCUUUUUCAACCACAGUUAAAUAGAAUAAGAGUCUAUGAACCUUCCAACCCAUAAAACUAUUACCCUAAUGAUGUCCCUUCAGUCACUCAACUACUCUCUUAUGUUUUAGAUGCAUACAACUAUUAAUGAAGCAUGUGGCAUUUUCUAAAUAGUGCCUUGAGCUCAAAUUUAAUUAGAUUUGCAGAGUUGGGCUUUUGCCAUUUUCUCUCAGGUUUACAAGAGUGACUCAGUUUUCCAGAUGAACCACAGGGCAUUGUGUGUAGAAAUCUUGACCCAUUUUCUUUUUCCCCUCAUUGGUUAAAUGGUGAGGUUGUAAUAUGCUCUAUUUGAAUUGUUUUUUUUCUCAAAACUACACAUUUGUAACCAACAUGAAAAUUUAAUGAACCAGAAUGUAUUUUCUUAAAAGCACUCACUGAAAUUACCCCCAGGGUUGAAUGAAGCCCAGAUAUGCUGUCAGUGACCUAACUUAUAGGAUGUCUGUAUGUCUGUGUAUGUCUCUGUGUAUAUGGCUCUCUGCAUAUCAUUGAGUAAAUAAGUUAGAAAAAAUUACUUCUUGACACCUCUAUGAUAAAUCUCAAAUGUUAACAUGCAUUUCAAAUUCAUCCUUAUAUCAUGAGAAAAUGCUUAGUAAUAUAAAUGGUUUUUUUUCAGAUUUGACAUUUUGGUCCUUGCUUCUUAAAGAGAUUUAAUGUGUUUAAAUUAUUUUCAUGUUUCAUGUGUUUGCUGCAAAUAGAAUGCUCAUGCUACCUGAAAUAAUACUUUGGACUGCAGGACAGUAUUGAUUCCUAAGUAGAUUGACUGUAAUUUCAUGAUAAGUAUAUAUACAUAUAUAUCCAUGAGAAAACACGUUUAAUAACAGUUUUGUGUUUAAAAACUAUCAUGAGAUAUUUUUAUAUGUGGUGCUUGAGGAAUUUCAUUCUACAGUUUACAAGGUGUAGGUUUGCACCCCCAAAUUCUCAGGGUAUGCUAUUUUACCCAAAUACUUGAAAGAAAAAGGUGCCCUGUACUUUAUCAGUACUGUUGAGGGGGGAAAUUAUAAAUUCUGUGUAGGUUUGUAUUAGAAAAAUCAAAUUUAUAAAUUAUGUUAGACUUUUACAUAAUUUCUAAGGAGAUAUACAUAUAGAUAGGAUAUAUAUUUUCAAGAGACUGUUUCUACAUUCUUAACUAAUUUCUGGGUCCUAAGUAGACCUCACAGGUGCAUAAAAUCAUUAACAAAGCAUGUAGCAUUUGCUAAAUUGUACCUUGAGCUUGAAUCUAGUCAGAAUUGCAGACUCUGGAAAAACAGCAUGUUUGUUUGUGGCAUGUGCGAUUAGAAAGCCCAGGGGAGGAUUCUGAAAAUUGGACUUGUUUGUAUGCCCCGUGUCUCAGAAGAGAACUGAAUGUUCACAACAGUAUUUGUAAGCAAAUUAAUAUUCUCACUCCAUGUUGCAACUAGAGCAUAUUAUUAGAUUUAUUCCUAUUUAAUUCAUAAUGGUGCAGUGGGUUUUUUUUGUUUGUUUCAUAAUUGCUUUUUACAAGCUAGUGUUAAU
Molecule: messenger RNA, 9479 nt
Organism: Phyllostomus discolor (pale spear-nosed bat)
Lineage: Eukaryota; Metazoa; Chordata; Mammalia; Chiroptera; Phyllostomidae
Gene: C1H4orf54
Product: chromosome 1 C4orf54 homolog
Source: RefSeq, a predicted model, not a curated record